AGGAGAAGAAGAAGAAGGAGAAGAAGACGAAGGAGACUGGGAGAAGGAGGAGGAGGACAAGAAGGAGUACAAGAAGAAGAAGGAAGGGCAGGGGUCCCAAAACUUGUAUAACAUCGUAAUUCCUUGUUUGUUCCUGUCCUCCCUUCUUUCCUUCUCAUUAUCCCCUGCGUCCUUCAUAUCGAUCUCUGUAUUUCUUCUUUUUUCCCAGUUUCYAUGAAUAUCAUGUCUCGAUACCUACAGUGCCGAAAGCUUCGAAAGUUGGUUUCCAAGCACGUGUUUGUUUUUUUCAUUAUCCGUUUAUACAUCACCGGUUCGUGUUCUAAAAAAAAUUGUCCAAAAAAUCAUUCCCGAACCACGGAGAAGGGGGAAGGGUGCAAUUAAAGCCAGAAUCUGACCAUUCUAAAACUUUUGAAUGUAAUUUCUUUGCUUAYUUAUAUAUGCAACGCGUAAUGGAGAAAGAAUGUGCGGAUAUUAAAAUCAUCCAUAACCAGUCUGCCUGGGAUUGAAGCAAUCUCUACCAGCCAAAUUUGCGAUUUUUUUCUUCACUAUCGAAACUAAAAGUAAUUCAAAUCCAUCAGACGUGCACUAUUAAUAUUGCAUAAAACUAAACUCUUACAAAAACCUACAUUUGAUUUUUUUUAUUCGUUCUGCGUCGUUUUUG
Actinia tenebrosa (Australian red waratah sea anemone) is the source of this 661-nucleotide messenger RNA. RefSeq names its product protein unc-13 homolog A-like. The record is from RefSeq and is a predicted model, not a curated record. Lineage: Eukaryota; Metazoa; Cnidaria; Anthozoa; Actiniaria; Actiniidae.